UAUUUUCCGUCCAGCCGUGUCAGAGAGUUGGAGAGAGAGUUCCUGAGUCUCUCUCAGGGGAGUAUGUCAGUUGAGGAUUACGAGGCAGAGUUCGAUAGACUGUCUCGUUUUGCACCCUCCCUCGUCCAGGACCCUGUAGCUAGGAUGAGUAGAUUUGAGGAGGGAUUGAGACCCCACCUGCGUCGAGGCUUGGCUGCUGUCCAUUGGACCGACUAUGAUGAUCUUGUAGACAGAGCGAAGAAUAUGGAGAUUAUCUGGAAAGAGACGCAGGAAGCACAUAAAGGGAGGCUGAAGAGGGCCAGAGAUUCUGAUUCGGAUAGUGAGCGGCAUGUACGCCGACCCGUGCAGAUCCGUCACGGAGCAGGACAGCGAGCUCCACCUGGGAGGACUGCACCAGAGCACCGGGUGAUAUCAGGAGCCUGUUAUUUUUGCAGUCAGAUUGGACACAAGGCCAUUGAUUGUCCCCGGAGACGGCCCAGGGUUGGAGCAUGUUACAGAUGUGGCCAACAGGGCCACAAGAUGGCUCAGUGUCCUCAGACCCAGUCUAGGACUAUUGUCUGUUAUGGGUGUGGUCAGCCGGGCCACAGGAUUUCUAGUUGUCCCCGGGCCGGAUCUGUGCAGAGGCCACCGAGCGCUAGGGCUCCUCAGCGACAGAUUCCCCCUGAUCCAGCACAGAUUUCUCAGCCAGCCGCUCCCAGACAGCAGACAGGAGGAGGGUCUCGCACCCAGGGACGGGUAUAUGCACUGACACAGCAGGAUGCUCAGGCAUCCAACACGGCAGUGACAGGAGAUGAUUGAUGGGGGAUUCGGGAGGAGAGGACUUAUGACACUGGACAUAGAUAGAUUU
Messenger RNA from Phoenix dactylifera (date palm), 847 nucleotides. The record is from RefSeq and is a predicted model, not a curated record. Lineage: Eukaryota; Viridiplantae; Streptophyta; Magnoliopsida; Arecales; Arecaceae.